Messenger RNA from Sparassis crispa, 2769 nucleotides. Its product is annotated as Phosphoinositide 3-phosphatase. The record is from RefSeq and is a predicted model, not a curated record. NCBI's taxonomy places the organism in Eukaryota, Fungi, Basidiomycota, Agaricomycetes, Polyporales, Sparassidaceae. Gene Ontology annotation, biological process: dephosphorylation. Gene Ontology annotation, molecular function: phosphatase activity. The coding region runs from base 1 to 2769 and encodes 922 amino acids. The transcript is spliced from 6 exons.
AUGGAUGCCAUACGAGUAGCCAAGGUCGAGGGAGUUCUCUGUAGCAAGGGUGGUAGCACCCUGUCGGGAACCCUGCAUCUCACCGCGCAUCAUCUCAUCUUCUGCUAUGAUGAAUCAGAGAGAGAAGAGAUGUGGGCUCCGUACCCGCUGAUAUCCCUUGUAACGCGUCUCCCUCUUACAUUACAGGGACAAUGUCCCCUCACUGUCCGUAUGCGGACAUUUGAAUCUAUAUCCUUCAUCUUUGUCUCGGAAAGAGACGCAAUAGACGUCUUUGAGAGCGUGAAGGAGCUCACAGUCGCAACCUCCGUCAACCAGCUGUACGCUUUCUUCUAUGUGCCAAAUCCUCCAUUACCCGUACAGACAGGCUGGUCACUGUAUUCCCCGAGAGAAGAAUUCGGACGAAUGGGUGUAGGUUCAAGGACCAAGGCGUGGAGGUUCACCGAUAUUAAUAAGGACUAUUCGUUUUCGCCAACAUACCCUGCGAGACUUGUCGUCCCGACUCGUAUCAGCGAUACUACGCUGCAAUACGCUGUGAAAUACCGCAGCAAGGGCCGGCUGCCCGUCCUCACGUAUCUUCACUGGGCCAAUUAUGGGAGUAUCACACGUUCUAGUCAACCCAUGGUUGGUCUGAAGAAUAAUCGAUCAAUACAGGAUGAGAAACUCAUCGAAGCCAUCUUUCAAUCGCAUCACUCCCCCGAGUCCCGCGCCGCGAAUAUGCCGAUAUACGGCGCAACUGCGACUAAUCUCAUCAUCGAUGCGCGGCCUACUACCAAUGCGAUGGCGAACACUGCGAAAGGCGCUGGCACAGAAAACAUGGAUCAUUACAAGGACGCAAAGAAGGCCUAUCUUGGCAUCGACCAUAUCCAUAUGAUGCGCGAGUCCCUCGGCAAGGUGGUGGAGGCUCUGCGGGAGGCCGACUCUCUACUUUCCUCGCUAGGCGCGAGCGACCAAAGUACGGGUGAAGGUAUUGUCGCGUCUGUGCUGGACAGACAGGCGUUGCGGAGAUCCGGGUGGCUAAAGCAUAUCUCAGCGAUUAUGGAAGGCUCCCUGCUGAUCGUGCGAAACGUGCACGUUAACUCGUCGCAUGUCCUCAUUCAUUGCUCAGAUGGCUGGGACAGGACUGCGCAGCUCUCCUCGUUAUCGCAGCUCUGCUUGGACCCUUUCUACCGGACAGUACGUGGCUUCCAGAUACUGGUGGAAAAAGACUGGCUCUCGUUCGGCCACAAGUUCUUGGACAGGUGUGGUCAUCUGUCGUCGGAGAAGUUCUUCCUCGCUCCGGUUGAAAGCGGUGGGGGCGGUGGAGGCGCGGAAGCUGCACAGGCAUUCUUGGCUUCGGUACAGAACAGGUUCGCGUCUCCAAAUCACAUCAAAGAAACGAGUCCAGUCUUCCAUCAAUUCUUGGAAUCUGUGCGCCAGGUCCAGCGACAGUUCCCCGAGCGCUUCGAGUUCAACGAGCGAUUUUUGCGGCAAUUGCACUACCACUUAUAUUCGUGCCAAUUCGGUACGUUCUUGUUCAACACCGAACGUGACCGCCGCGUUGGCGAAGGUAGUAUAGCUCCUGCAUGCGAUCGUACCGUCAGCGUCUGGGAUUUCUUCAACUCACCACCCGAGGCUGCCCUUAACCUGAAUCCAGACUACGAUCCGUCUCUCGAUGAUCCGACAAGCCGUGCGCCGAAGGCUGACAUGGGCGUGCUCAUGCCCAACCCCAAAGACGUACGGUUCUGGCACGAGCUGUAUGGAAGGACGGACGAGGAGAUGAACGGGAAGUUUCGUCAGCUUGCGCAAGAGACGGAUAUUGCAGGGCCUGUUGAGACUGUCGACGAUGAAACCCCCGUGAUUCAAGCCGUCUCCCCGCCUUGUAUCUCGCUUCCUCCAUCUCCCGUGACUUCCCCGCCGCCUGCGACUCCCACACAACAGUCGCUGGCUCGGAAAGUGUUCGAGAGGAGCCAGUCGCCUGCAUUGGUCGCGUCCUCUUCUACCUCCGAGCCGUUGAGGCCGAGGCAUGAGAGCCUGCGGGGGAUGGACGCCCAGCUGUCGCCCACACGGAGGACACAUGAAUUAACCGUCCCUUCACGUACCCCCUCACCCGGCGUAGCGGAUUUAUCUGCCUCACCACGUGCAGGCGUCUCUGCGGGCCAGGUCACAGAUCUGUUCUCGUCCAGCAACGUGCGGUCGAUGUGGGGACGCUUCUCGUCGAACGCGUCUGCUGCGUUCUCUGUCGUGCAGGACGCAUACGGAGGGGUGGCGAAGGAUCUCAGGGGAUUGUCCCUCGGCGGUGAUACUGGCGGCGACGAGCUCAAGACGCGCGAGGAGAUUGGGGUGUGGGGCGAGCAAGAGCAGCAUGAGCGGCGGCCCUCAUCCGCUCGCGGUCCGGGAAAGGUGUACACUGCGACCGCGACCAACCCCUGGUCGACGGCGAAGGCGCGUCCGAACAUGCCCUCCAUGUUCUUGGACAACCCGUGGAGCUCUCACACGCCGGAUCGCGAGUCGGAAACGCACUCAGCUCCCGAAUUGGAUAUGCCGACGCCGACAAGUGCACUACCCGCGGACCCAACCGUCGCGCUACCUUCGUGGACACCGGUGCGAAAGUCCAGCAUCAAUACCCUUCCACGGUCGAGUUCUCGGGGUAGUACCCACUCGACCCCGUUGAUAUCGCUUGGUGCUGAUCUGCCGCUCGUGACCCAUCCCCUCCCCGCAGCGUCAGUCGGUAGCACCCCGCCAGCGGUCUCGCCGCCGUCUUCAGAUCCACUCGGGGUGGGACUUCUGUAG